This is a messenger RNA of Williopsis jadinii, 1218 nucleotides long. RefSeq names its product putative peptidylprolyl isomerase CWC27 (gene CWC27). The coding region runs from base 24 to 1196 and encodes 390 amino acids. Gene Ontology annotation, molecular function: peptidyl-prolyl cis-trans isomerase activity. Gene Ontology annotation, cellular component: catalytic step 2 spliceosome. The record is from RefSeq and is a predicted model, not a curated record. Gene Ontology annotation, biological process: protein peptidyl-prolyl isomerization. The transcript has a single exon. Lineage: Eukaryota; Fungi; Ascomycota; Saccharomycetes; Phaffomycetales; Wickerhamomycetaceae.
UUUGAGUAGGGAUAACAUAAAACAUGUCGUUAGAACCACAGACAACGGCAAAGGUCCGUUUAACAACUACAAAAGGUCCCAUAGAUAUAGAAUUAUGGGCAAAAGAGACACCGAUAACAUCGAGAAGGUUUUUGAAUAACGUUUUGAACAACAGGUUUGGAGGUUGGGAGUUCAACAGAAUCGUCAAGGACUUCAUUGUUCAGGCCAAUGGAACUCUUAGUCAAGAACCAUUUGAAGAUGAAUUCCACACUAGAAUCAGAUUCAACAGACGUGGCAUUCUUGGAUGUGUGAACUUGUCAUCGAGGAAUACCAACACAGGUGAGUUCUUCAUAACGCUGAGAGAUACACCAGAAUUACAAUCUAAGAACACGGCAUUUGGAAAGGUUGUUGGUGAUUCCAUCUUCUCAGUGUUGAAGAUAAGCGAAGCACAGCUUGGUGAAGAUGGUGAAACACCUCUUUACCCUGUCAAGAUCACGAAGUGUGAAGUUUUAAUACCGUAUUUCGAUGACCUAGUUGAGGAGAAGGUGGUUGAUACUGGUUCAUUACCUUCAAAAACAAGCAAACAGAAACAGCAAAAGAAGAAGAAGGCAAAGGUUAAACUACAGAUUGGUGUAGACGAAGAUGAAGAAGGCGAUGUUGGAUAUCAGAUUAAUGUGAAGAUGAAAAGUGCCCAUGAUGUGCUGAAUGAUAAGAAGUUGGUCAAAGAACAAUUCAUCCCAGAGGAGACUAUUGACACGGUUGAAAAGACCACGAUAACAAACGAAACUAAUGGACAUGUUGAAAAUGGCAAUCACGAACAGGGACUACCAGCGGAGAUCACUGCAAAAAGCAUUGACGAAUGUUGUCCUCCCACAGACUCUGCCACAUCAUCAUCAAAGCCUAACGUAGAGGAAAGAGAAGAACAUACACUGAGAACAUUACGACAAUUUGAGGAGAAGAUCAAGACAAAGAAGCAUCACGAAGAGGAAAGAGAAACAACACCGUACAUUGUAGACGAUGACGACUUUGAUAAACUUGACGAUUCAGAUGAUUCGGAUACGGACAUCUAUGCUCAUUCUCUAAAGUUCACAGAUGCAAAGCUGGCCAACGAGGAUCUUCUAGUAACGAUUGAUAAUACCGACGACGUGGAGAGGAAGAGAAGACGUAAAGAAAUCCCUUACAAGGAUAUGGAAAUUACCAAGAGGUUGAAGCAUUAAUUGAUUAAUAAACGUGUCUUAC